This is a messenger RNA of Ipomoea nil (Japanese morning glory), 2275 nucleotides long. RefSeq names its product B3 domain-containing protein Os01g0723500-like. Lineage: Eukaryota; Viridiplantae; Streptophyta; Magnoliopsida; Solanales; Convolvulaceae. The coding region runs from base 269 to 1864 and encodes 531 amino acids. The transcript is spliced from 8 exons. The record is from RefSeq and is a predicted model, not a curated record. Gene Ontology annotation, molecular function: DNA binding.
AUGCUGGCACACGGGGAGCAUUUUCCUCCUGUGAAUAUAAUGCGAAUUUCAUCAAAAUUUCCCUUCUUCUUUUGUCCUUCAACGAGUCGUUUUCAGUAAAAAAUUUCCCCCUUUUUCUCAGCUUCUUCUGAACUUUUUCACAAUUCGCGUCCCGAUUUCGAUCGAGGAAAAUGCGGUUAAGGAAAGCUUCCGAGCUUUGAUGGGAGGUAGGGCUUUGGAUUUUACUUGAAUUUUGAAAUACGGGAGAACACAGGCUUUUGGUGCGGAGAUGUCGAAUGGAAGGAAACCUCACUUCCUCCAUGGCUUUAAUCCUUCGAUCAGCUCUGAGAAAUUGAAAAUUCCAUCUAAAUUUGCCAAACAUAUGGAUGGAGUGACAUCUGGGAUGGCAUCUUUGGUAGGUCCCAGUGGAAACACAUGGUAUGUGGGUGUAAGUCAGCUUGAUGGUGGCUUAUUCUUUCAUGAUGGAUGGACAGUAUUUGUUAAGGAUCACUGUUUGGAGUAUGGGGAUUCCUUGGUUUUUAGAUAUGAUGGUGAUUUGGAUUUCCAUGUCCAAGUUUUUGAUGAGGGUUCAUGUGAGAAAGAAGCUGCAUUUUGUGCUGAUUGCAGUCAAGAUGUAACCAACUUUGAAAAUCAUGCAAUAAAGAAAAGAGAUAGGAAGAGCUUAGGUUUAUUAGACUGCAUUGCCGAAGGUGUCCCAAAGAGAAUGAGAAGCACUGAAAUCCAUUCUGAAUGUCCAACUAGUGGCCAGGAGAAUCCGGUCACAUCUAGCAAGGAGGAUUACGUGUGUGGAGGAGAACUGGUUUGCUUGAGAGAAAUGGAGAUAGAUGGAAAUCCAUUGAAAGACUUUGUAACUAUUGCCGUACCAUCUCAAGGAAAGUGUGUGUAUGAGAACUCAGAUGCAACCAUUAGUAGUUGGACAAAUGAUGAAGAUGUAUGGUUGUCUACACAAGAAGCAGAGAGAGCAGCAAGAUCCUUCACAUCAAGUUUCCCUAACUUUACAAAAGUCAUGAAAAGGUUUAAUGUCAGUGGUUCAUUCACCUUGAAUGUCCCUUAUCAAUUUGCAACGGAACAUCUACCCAAAUGCAAAGUGAAGAUUAUGCUUCGUAAUUUAAAAGGACAGAGUUGGGUAGUUAAUUCCAUCCCAACAACACGAGUACAAACAUCACAUACUUUUUGUGGAGGGUGGUUGGCAUUUGUUCGUGACAAUAACCUUGAUUUAGGAGAUAUUUGCAUCUUUGAACUUGUUCACAAGGGUGAAUUGCGUGUCCGGAUUCUCAGGGUGGAGAAGGAAGGGGUGAACGACCAUAGUAGUGUCACUGCUCAUAAGCCUGUAGCAAAUGUAAAAGGAAAACACAGAAGUACAUUGAAGAGCUCAUUCUUACAUACUCAAUUGAAUGCUACCGGUGGACAAUCAGUUACUCGAAAAUGCACCAGUUCUCAAGACAAACUAGGUUCUUCCACUAAGGGCUGUAUGUCAUUAAAGUCAGCACCUGAAGAAAAAAUAGCUGCUCAAGCUUUCAUUUCUAGCUUUCCGCAUUUUGUGAGAGUCAUGAAGAAGUUCAAUAUUAGUGGCUCAUACACCUUGAAAGUCCCAUAUCAGUUCUCUAUGGAGCAUCUACCAAACUGCAGAACACAAAUUAUCCUCCGUAAUUUAAAAGGACAAAGCUGGACAGUAAAUUCUGUCCCGACAACUAGGGUGCAAACACUGCAUACAUUCUGUGGAGGAUGGAUGGCCUUUGUUCGAGAUAAUGACAUCCAAAUGGGAGAUAUCUGCAUUUUUGAGUUGGUUGGGAAGUGUGAAAUGCGUGUACAUAUUUGUGCAAUUGGGAAAAAAGGUUUGGAUUACCAAAAUGGGAGCAUUUGACAUGGUUGCUUUGUCCUCUACAAACAAGAGACCUCAAGAUAAUUUAGCUGGUCUUCAUUUUGCAAAAGGUUAACAACUUAUGGAUGUCCUGGUGAUGGAUAUGCAGGAUUGCAUGGUCUCCAACUCGACAUUUUGUAAAGGUGAAAACUGGGGCCACAUGUGCUGGACGUUAUGCGGGAAAAUGCGCAUGGAAGAUGACUACGACAUCUGAAUUUUGUUGUUUUUGCUGACCUAUGUGGUUGAAACUUUACAUACGGUUAAUGUGUAAAACUAUGUAUGUCUGGGUCACUUUUGUAAGUAUACAUUAUGUGUACUGUGUAGUGUAAUUAUUGCCGGAGAUUGUGAGUCCAGCUCUGUACAGAAGAAAAAAUUCGCAAUUAUUUCAAGGACAAAACAUGACAUGAAAAGUCC